AAUAGUGUUUACCGACAUUAGUAAUACAUUUUAGUACAAAAACAGUAUUUCUGUUCCGAAAAGAUCACAUGUCGUUCAUAGCAAAGAUCCGGAAGUUUGGAUGCAGUGGUAUAAUGAAUUAUCAAGUGGCGAGGAAUCUUCAGUAACGGAUGAGGAUGGAGAUGAAUUAGAAGUGGAUAUGAUUCUAAAUAGCGAUCAUGACACCAAUACAGCAGAAGAAAUAGCGGAGCAUGAAGAAUCAGAAGAAAAUAGCGAAGAUAGUGACCAAUCUACAAGUACGAAAUUUUAUCUACGAAAAGACAAGACGACGAAAUGGAAACAAAGGAGACCUAAUGUGCAAAUAAAGUUCGCGUCAAUUACAACCGUGACAGAGACGCAAGACAAACAGAUCAAAAGGAGAUUAGAGCAUUAUUUGGAAUGUUGUUGCAAACUGGAGCGUUUGGAAGUUCAAGGCAAGAUGCACGUCAGAUGUGGGAUAACCCUAAGGGGAGCGGUAUAG
Messenger RNA from Acanthoscelides obtectus, 499 nucleotides. NCBI's taxonomy places the organism in Eukaryota, Metazoa, Arthropoda, Insecta, Coleoptera, Chrysomelidae. The record is from the annotation of a GenBank genome assembly.